AUGGCGUGUAUUUGCUCUUUUAUUUUGUUGCUGUAUUUCGCCUUUGCUGGGUCUCUUGCGACGACAUACGACGACUUCAAAUACGGCAAAUUUCCUAAUGAUUUCCUGUGGGGUGCUGCCACAUCGGCAUAUCAAGUGGAGGGAGCUUGGAAUGAAGACGGAAAAGGACCAAGUAUUUAUGAUUUUUUGACCCACACCGUACCCAAUCAAUUCCGCAACAAAACGGGAGAUGUGGCGUGCGAUAGUUACCACAAGUACAAAGAGGAUGUAAACAUUUUGAAGAACUACGGAGCUAAAGCUUAUCGUUUUUCUAUCGCAUGGAGUCGUGUCCUCCCUCACGGAACAACAGAUCACGUGAACCAGCUUGGCGUCGACUACUACAACAAUUUAAUCGACGAACUCAAGAAGAAUAACAUCGAACCGCUCGUCACACUUUAUCAUUGGGAUCUACCAGACGUUUUCCGAUCGAUUGGUGGCUGGACCAAUCGAAGUAUGGUCGACUACUUCGAUAACUACGCUCGAUUCUGUUUCGACAAAUUCGGGAGUAAAGUGAAGUACUGGAUCACUCUGAACGAGCCGGCGAUCGUUAUGUUACGUCAUCCCUUUUACAUGUUUGGAUACAUAUCGAAUAAAACCAAGCUAUCGACUCUACGAUAUCGCACGGCUUACAACCAAAUACUUGGCCAUGCCAAAGCGUAUCAGACCUACAAGGAGAAUUUCUAUGCAAAGCAGGGUGGGAAUAUAAUGCUUGCUUUAAGCUCAGGGUGGGCUGUCCCAAAAACUGACUCGAUCCGGGACAUGGCCGCUGCAGACAGGUACAUGCAGUUUCAUCUUGGCAUCUUUGCGCAUCCUAUAUUUGUGAAUGGUGAUUACCCUGAUGUUGUUAAAAGCAUUGUGGGUAACCGUAGUGAGGCUGCUGGGAUUGCAAGCCGCCUGCCUAGCUUCACUCAGGAAGAGAAAAUUAUGAUCAAAGGAAGUUACGAUUUGUUUGGACUGAAUCAUUACUCCACCGACAAAGUGGCUGACAGACCCUCAGGAGACGAACAAUCGUUUAAUGCCGACGAGGCUUUCAUAAAGAGUGGUGACCCUGCGUGGCCAGAUUGGGUCAACGGUCACGUGGCUCCAUUUGGAUUUCGUAAGCUGUUGAAAUACAUAAAAGACAAUUACAACGACCCAACCGUUAUCGUAACGGAGAAUGGAGUUUCACCUCCUACAGAAGCGAGUAAAACCGGUGAAAAGAGGUUGGAUGACGCUUUCAGAGUGGACUACCAUAAGAGGUAAAUACCGUGUUUAUUAGUUGUAUUAGUUGAAUACUUAUUGUUUCAGAUGCAGCGUUUAUUAAUAUUCAAGGGCGCCGUUAAUUUCAAAAUCACAUUUCUUGAAUCACUGACAACAAUUACCGAAAAACGAUAAUUCAAUUGUAAAACGGAAAAAACGGAUAGUAGCUGAAUCCCCGGCAAAAACAAAUUAGAGACGUUUGACUGAAAUAAACUCCCCCUAUUACGGACUGCCGCUAAAGAAAGUCGAGUUCCUCACAGUGUCCGCUAUAAAGGAAGUUGACUGUAUUAUGUAAAACAGAAAUACGUUUUCAGUUCUUAUGUCUCACUUUUUGCUGAGAGAGAAUCGUAAUAAUUAUCUGAGUAGUGGUGUACACUACAAAGCUGCACCAUUUUUCUAAUUAUCCUCGAAUAAACGCGGCAUAAUUCUGCUAAUUGGGUGCGGCGUUUAUUCGAGAAGGCUUCUAUUUGAUGUCGGGGUUUAACCGAGUGAAAACGGUAAUUAACGUACAAAUAUACAAAUAAUUGUGUACCUGGCCGAGGUUGUUCAAAACCUGGAUAGCGCUAUCCACCGGCUAAAUCACUAUCCAGCGGAUACGUAUUACGGGAAACAAUUGCGUUAUCCGCUGGAUAGCGCUAUCCAACGUUUGAACAACCGGGGCCUGAAAGGUAAAAGAAUGCUGCCGUAGUGUUUCUCGCGUUCAUCUAGCGCGCGCAAUUAAAAUACUUAAUGUGUAGCUUUUGUGACGCAAUUUGUUCGCCAAGUCAUCGGAAGUUUACUAGGGUUAAUCCGAACACUUUCUUCCAGAAUUAUUAUGGAAAGAUAGUUUAAUAAAACCACAGGCGUAGAAGAUCAAACGAAACAAAACCAAAAAAACCCCACGCUUUUAAAAGAAUUUCGAAACAAACACACAUUACAUUCUUAGAGAGUUUUCGAGACUACGAAAGCUUCAGACAUAUAACGUAACAUCACCGGCGGUGUGAAGAUAUCUUGGCUAAUAUAUGCCAUGAAAGAGAAACUCAUCACAGACACGUUACAAGAGAGGAUUUCGAGUAGCCUCAACGAACUACAUGCAACAAAAGCCAGCAGAGGUUGGUUUAUGAAAGCAAUGCGUGUGCAAGUAAUUGUGAUAAAAAUCCGGUACAUUGUGGUUAAAAAUCCAGAUGCAUCGUGUGUAGGAAUCGGAAAUUUUUGUCCCUGUACAGAUUAGAUCUGCUGCCUUGCUUGCUCGCUUCAGGCUCGCUCUCGCGGCAGCAAUUAGGUUGAAUUAGGACAUUUAUCACGGAUUUUGUUACUUACUCAAAAGCAUAGGCUUCUUGACAGCUGCAACAGCUCCUCUUAGCCCUCAUAGUUUAGGUAACAGCGGCUACCUCCAUUAGACGAGAACUUGGGAAAAUCAUAGCCUUAACACAUUGAAGUCAAUAGUUUUCCUUGAUCCUGAUCAUGGGUGUUCUCAUCUAUUUAUUCCACAUUUCUGGAUUUAUUGCAGAUAUACUAAUGAGAUGUUGAAAGCGAUCACCGAUGACGGCGUUAAAGUGAAAGGUUACAUGGCGUGGACGUUGAUGGAUAACUUCGAGUGGGGAUCUGCCUACUCCACCCCGUACGGGAUACAUUUUGUCGACUUUGAAAACAACCCUAACCUCACCCGUGUUCCCAAGAAGUCUGCCAAGUUCUUCAAGCAGCUAAUAGCUGACAAUGGGUUUCCUGAACCACUUUUAAAGUCCGGAAGUUUGAAGAUGCUUACUAAUGAUGCUUUGCUUUUCACCUUCGCCGUCGCCUUGAUAUAUAGCUGAAACGUUCUAACCAUAGGGUAGAGAUAGUAACUGGGAGGAGGAGUGGAGUAAGACUCCCCUGUGGAAGAGGUGAGGAUUACUCCUCAUCCCAUUUACGGGUCUUGUUUACCGGUGAUAAAUUGUAACUUUUUGCACUACUUGGCAUCAAUUAACCCUAUUCACAUCGGGGCGGGGCUUUUGGAGGGCCUCCUUCGCUAAACAGUUAAACAACUCAAAGUAAAGAACAUUAACUGGAAGAGACCGCAAUCGAGUAUACCGCAGAACUAUUAUCUGAACUUGACCCGAAUCAAGUCAAAAUCUGAUCACCAGAAAUGUACCAAGUGGACAUAAUGAAAUCUGCAAAGUUGAUCGUACUGCUUGAAAAUUAACUGUA
Messenger RNA from Porites evermanni, 3444 nucleotides. The record is from the annotation of a GenBank genome assembly. NCBI's taxonomy places the organism in Eukaryota, Metazoa, Cnidaria, Anthozoa, Scleractinia, Poritidae.